AUGGCACCAUCAGCCAUCGCAGACCACCAAUCCUCAAACCUCCCUACGACUUCAAACUCGCUCUCCUCCUUUCGCGGCUACGACUAUGUACACUGGUACGUCGGCAACGCCAAACAAGCCGCAAGCCUCUACGUCGCCCGCAUGGGCUUCGAGCGCGUCGCCUACCGCGGUCUCGAAACCGGCUCUCGCGGCGUUUGUUCGCACGUCGUGCGCAACGGCGGUAUUACUUUCGUGCUCACAUCGCCUCUUCGAUCACCCUACAACGACGACAAACUCAACCGACUAUUUCCUAGCCAGGAAGAGCGGGAGAACCUAAAAGAGAUUCAUGAGCAUUUGGCGAGACACGGUGAUGCAGUCAAAGACAUUGCAUUUGAAGUUGAUUCGGUCGACGACGUGUUCACUGCUGCUGUGCAGAAUGGCGCUAUUGUAGUUUCGAAACCCAAGACCCUGGAGGAUGAGAAUGGGCAGGUGAGGGUUGCUACGAUUCGAACGUAUGGAGAUACCACGCAUACCUUGAUCCAAAGACGGGGUCUCGCGGUGCCGUACACAGGUAUUUUCUUGCCUGGAUAUAGGGAUGAGACUGUCUACAGUAGCAGUGAUCCCAUCGCGGCAUUGUUGCCCAAGGUAGAUUUGAAGAGGGUUGAUCAUUGUGUGGGCAAUCAAGAUUGGGAUGAGAUGGAGAAGGUGUGCGCAUACUACGAAAAAGUCCUCGGUUUCCACCGUUUCUGGUCCGUAGACGACAAGGACAUCUGCACUGACUACUCCGCCCUGAAAUCAAUUGUAAUGUCCUCCCCCAACGACAUCGUCAAAAUGCCCAUCAACGAACCCGCGCACGGCAAAAAACAAUCACAAAUCGAGGAAUAUGUCGAUUUCUACGACGGUGCUGGCGUGCAACACAUCGCCCUCCUGACAGACGACAUCAUCAGCGCAAUCACAAACCUGAAAGCGCGAGGCGUGGAAUUCAUCAAGGUUCCCCCGACAUAUUACGAUAAUAUGUGGAUGCGUCUGAAGAAAGCGGGCAUGAUGCCCAAGGAAGCGUGGGAGGACAUUAAGAAGUUGGAUAUUUUGAUUGAUUUUGAUGAGGGCGGUUAUUUGUUGCAGCUUUUUACAAAGCAUCUCAUGGAUCGACCAACUGUCUUUAUUGAGAUUAUUCAGCGCAAUAACUUUUCUGGAUUCGGUGCAGGUAACUUCAGGUCAUUGUUCGAAGCUAUUGAGCGUGAGCAGGCCCUUAGAGGGAAUCUGAUUUGA
Messenger RNA from Talaromyces marneffei, 1248 nucleotides. RefSeq lists its product as uncharacterized. Gene Ontology annotation, molecular function: 4-hydroxyphenylpyruvate dioxygenase activity. The transcript has 4 exons. NCBI's taxonomy places the organism in Eukaryota, Fungi, Ascomycota, Eurotiomycetes, Eurotiales, Trichocomaceae. The record is from RefSeq and is a predicted model, not a curated record. Bases 1 to 1248 code for a protein of 415 amino acids. Gene Ontology annotation, biological process: L-tyrosine catabolic process.